Molecule: messenger RNA, 768 nt
Organism: Symbiodinium sp. CCMP2592
Lineage: Eukaryota; Dinophyceae; Suessiales; Symbiodiniaceae
Source: the annotation of a GenBank genome assembly
AUGUUCCUUCACGGAUGGGCACGGGCCAGUCUUUCUGCGAGUGAAACCAACCCGCUUUUCCACUGUGGAGGGUUCAUGUACCUGAGUUUUGCGGAUUUUGUGUACUUUCUCAGUUCAGGUGCUGAAUGCUUCAAGUGCGAGAAAUAUGUGGUGUUCAUAACAUUGCACGACGAGAGCCAGAGAACGGUAACGCCCCCGAGCCCCGCGACCUUGAAUUUGUAUCCGGAUCCCAAGAUGAUGGCGCUCUUUGUGACGCUGCUGUUGGAAGGGGCACCAUUGUUCUAUGAAGUGCUGUCGGGAUACCAUCUGGUGCGAUUCGCCAUUGCGGCACUGCUUUUCACCUUGGCUCAGGGACUGGUCCUCACUGCCUUCUGUGUGGGUGCAAGCCCUGUCGAGGUUGUGACUUUCGGCUACAUCCACAUGCCAGUGUCAGCUGUGCUUAGCUACUUCGCCUUCAGCAGGCGCUAUGGACGCUUAGAGUGGCUGUCGGUCGGGAUGCUGACUCUUGGGGUCCUGGCCUUCGUCCUGCUCCGGGAGGAGUCCGCCGAAGGAGAGACUCUGCAGCUAGAGCUCCAUGGCUUCCUUCUCGUUAUGGGAUCCGUCUUCGCUAGCGUCUUGGGGUCCAUCAUCGCCGAACGCAUCUUCAAAGACAGGUCUGGCCGCGAAGGCAAGCAAGACCGGUUCUACGCCAUCAAGCUCCAUCUGGACUUGUCGGCCCUGAUCAUCGCAGCGAAGCGCUUGGUCGCUCUGGUGGCCCGGGUCUUCUAG